UCGGAAAGAUCUACACCAAGGAGCUCAACCCCCGCACCACCGCCAUCCUCGCGGUUGCGAAGGCCAACGGGCUGGACUUGGACAUCGUUGAGGUUGACACAACCAACCCGACUCCCGAGUUCCUUAAGGUGAACCCUGUUAGCAAGGUUCCCGCCUUCGUCGGCAGCGAUGGAUACGUCCUGACCGAGUGCAUGGCUAUCGCCAUCUACAUCACUUCCCAGAACGAGAAGACCACUCUCCUCGGAAAAACCAAGCAAGACUAUGCUUCUAUCCUGAAGUGGCUGUCGUUCUUCAACACCGAGGUUCUCCCUAAGCUCGGUGCUUGGUACCGCCCUCUCCUGGGCUGGGACCAGUACAACAAGAAGGCUGUUGACGAGGCCGCCAAGGGUGCCGCUAAGGUAGUUGAUGUUGUUGAGGAGCACCUUCUCCACAACACCUACUUGGUUGGCGAGCGCAUCACCCUCGCUGAUCUAUUUGCUGCUGGUAUUAUCUCUCGCGGCUUCCAGUUUUUCUACGACAAGCAGUGGCGUGCUGAGCACCCCAAUGUCGCUCGAUGGUACGAGACUGUCUACAACCAGCCCAUCUACAGCGAUGUCGCCAAGCCUUUUGAGCUUCUCGACACCCCCAAGUUGACCAACGUCGCCCCCAAGAAGGCUGAACAGCCCAAGGCUCCUAAGGCUCCCAAGGCGGCCCCCCAGCCCGCUGCCCCUGCCGAGGAGGAGGCUCCUAAACCCAAGCACCCCAUCGAUCUGCUGCCGCGAUCUGAGUUCCCUCUUGACGAGUGGAAACGUUACUACUCGAACCAUGAUGAGGAUGUCUCUAUCAAGUGGUUCUUCGAGAACGUUCCCUUCAAGGACUACUCUAUCUGGAGGGUCAAGUACAAGUACAAUGACGAGUUAACCUUGACUUUCAUGUCCAACAACCUUAUCGGUGGUUUCAACACUCGUCUCGAGGGUUCUCGCAAGUACUUGUUCGGCUGCGCCUCCGUAUAUGGCGAGAACAACGACUCGGUUAUCGAGGGUGCCUUCGUUAUCCGAGGUGACGAAUACAUCCCCGUCUUCGACGUAGCUCCCGACUAUGAGAGCUACGAGUUCACUAAGCUGGACCCCACCAACGAAGAGGACAAGGCUUUUGUUCAGUCCAUGUGGACAUGGGACAAGCCCGUUGUUCACAACGGCAAGGAGUACAAGCACUCCGCUGGCAAGGUUUUCAAAUAGGCUAUCGAGAUGCGGCUUUUUGAUACCAAAUAAUUACGAGGUGACGACAUCAUGCAAAUGGAGGGUAGGCUUUUCGGGACAAUGAAUACCACGUUAGUGACGGCCACACUCGUAUAUAGCAGUCUAGAAUCCUAUUUGGAAUCUUAAUAAUGCUAUUAGUCAACUAAUGCUCGUUCUUUGUUAAAGUGCAAUGCGUUGCUAAAGUAUCACUAAAUAAAGAGGGUGACAAAUAUAUACCUUCCUUUUAUUAGAUAAACAAAAGAUUGUCUAGG
Molecule: messenger RNA, 1489 nt
Organism: Annulohypoxylon maeteangense
Lineage: Eukaryota; Fungi; Ascomycota; Sordariomycetes; Xylariales; Hypoxylaceae
Product: eEF1-gamma domain-containing protein
Exons: 4
Coding region: 192-1217 (341 amino acids)
Biological process (GO): translational elongation
Cellular component (GO): nucleus; cytoplasm
Molecular function (GO): translation elongation factor activity
Source: RefSeq, a predicted model, not a curated record